AUGGCUCUCUCCCUGGCUGUCGGAGCUGCUCGUCGCCAGCUCCAAAUCACAGGUUCAGCGCAUCUACGCGGGAAAGUAGCCCCUGUAGCGUUGCGGCGAAGACAGCCCCCUGCGUCCUGCUUCUCGACAUGUAGCGCGCGUCUUCAACCGCUGGCUGGUAGCAGCCAAACAAGUACUCCUUCAUCCCACCGAACAGUAUACACAUCUUCCCUCGAUGAACACGGAGACCCCAAGCCGCGUGAUUUGUUUCAGCCUAUAGACACAUUUCCCCGUCGCCAUAUCGGGCCUUCUCCCGAUGCUGCCAAAGAAAUGCUGGCUACCUUGAACCCUCCAGCUGCGUCGCUAGAUGAAUUCGUCAAGCAGGUGCUCCCCGCAGACAUCCUGUCAAAGAAGAAUCUUGUUGUUAGUCCUCCGAAGAUUGGCGGAGUGUCCGAGCAGCUGUACCGCGACCCCAUUGACGGCGGUCUCGGAGAAAGUGAUAUGCUCAAAUUGUUAGGGGAGUAUCGUAAAUCGAUUAGCACUGCCGGCAAGUCAUUUAUUGGUGGUGGUUACUACCCAACUGUUGUACCGCCAGUCAUUCUGAGAAACAUAUUGGAAAACCCUGCUUGGUAUACUAGUUAUACUCCUUAUCAGCCUGAAAUCAGCCAGGGCCGUUUGGAGUCUUUGCUAAAUUUCCAGACUCUCACGACCGAUCUCACUGGUCUGCCGAUUGCAAAUGCCUCGGUGCUCGAUGAAGCUACAGCUGCCGCUGAAGCCAUGACCAUGUCUCUGGCUACUGCACCAUUGGCUAAGCAGAAGAAAGCGAGCAAGUCUUUCGUUGUUUCGCAUCUUUGCCAUGAACAGACUAUUGCCGUGAUGCGGUCUCGUGCCGAAGGAUUCGGAAUCAACUUGGUUGUCGGAGACAUCAUUGCCGAUGACAGCAAGCUUGUCAAGGAACAAGGCGAUAACCUGAUUGGUGUUCUCGCACAGUACCCGGACACUCAGGGCGGCGUCCUCGAUUUCAGCGCACUGGGAGAGACUGUGCACGGACUGGGAGGAACAUUCUCUGUUGCCACUGAUCUCCUGGCAUUGACGCUCCUUAAAGCUCCCGGCGAGUUCGGUGCUGAUAUUGCUUUUGGUAGUGCCCAGCGCCUCGGUGUUCCAAUGGGCUUUGGUGGACCCCAUGCUGCUUUCUUUGCUUGUGCGGAAAAGUAUAAGCGCAAGAUCCCCGGCCGUCUUGUGGGUGUGUCGAAGGACCGACUGGGCAACCGCGCGCUCAGAUUGGCUCUGCAAACUCGUGAACAACACAUUCGUCGCGAGAAAGCCACAAGUAAUAUUUGCACUGCCCAGGCAUUGCUCGCUAAUAUGAGUGCCAUGUACGCUAUUUAUCAUGGUCCUCAGGGUCUUAAAGUCAUUGCCCAACGUAUUAUGGCCAUGACAGCGUUACUCCGUGAGAAGCUUGUGGGCUUGGGUUAUAGUAUCCCUGUCCCCAGCAACACUUCUGAGCAGGGCAUUUUGUUCGACACUAUCACUGUUGAGCUACCAGACAACCAUUCAGCAAACGCCCUUCUGGCAGCAGGCAGAUCAUCGAAGAUCUACUUCCGUCAGGUUACACCUAACAAAGUUGCCCUGUCUCUUGAUGAGACUGUUGGCAAGAGCGAACUAAGCGAUAUCUUGCAGGUCUUUGCCUCCCAGUCUCAGACCUCAAAUACUGCUGAUAUUUCAGUCGAUACUGCUAUUUCGCCAAUCAGCAUCCCGGCAAACCUGGAACGCACAUCCGCAUAUUUGACACAUCCCGUCUUCAACUCAUACCACUCUGAAACCGAUAUGUUGCGUUACAUUCACCAUCUCGAAUCCAAGGAUCUUUCACUUGCUCACUCUAUGAUUCCUCUCGGGUCUUGCACCAUGAAACUUAACGCCACUACUGAGAUGAUUCCCGUCUCUUGGCCUGAGUUCUCGCAAAUCCAUCCCUUCAUGCCUUCCGAUGCCGUGGCAGGAUAUACUCAACUAAUUGAUGACGUUGAGCAGCAACUCGCCGACAUUACUGGUAUGGCAGAAGUGACUGUCCAGCCAAACUCGGGUGCCCAAGGAGAGUUUGCCGGCUUGCGCCUUAUCAAGUUGUAUCAAGAGUCAGUCUCUGGAGGCCACCGUAACAUUUGUUUGAUUCCUGUAUCAGCACACGGCACGAACCCUGCUAGUGCAGCCAUGGCUGGCAUGAAAGUUGUUCCUAUCAAGUGUGAUACGAAGACCGGAAAUCUUGACAUUGAAGAUCUGAAAGUGAAGUGUGAGAAGCACAAGGAUGAUCUUGCUGCAAUUAUGAUCACCUACCCAAGUACAUUUGGUGUAUUUGAGCCUGGUGUCAAAGAGGUUUGCGAUAUCGUGCACAAGCAUGGCGGUCAAGUGUACAUGGAUGGUGCGAACAUGAACGCGCAGAUCGGAUUGUGUUCUCCCGGCGAAAUCGGUGCAGAUGUAUGCCAUUUGAACUUGCACAAGACCUUUUGUAUUCCCCACGGAGGUGGUGGUCCUGGUGUCGGCCCCAUUGGUGUUGCGGAGCAUCUGCGUCCAUUCCUCCCGUCACAUCCAUCCAGCGAGUAUUUGCAAUCCAAGCGAGUCGAGACUACUGCAUCGUCCCCCAUCAGCGCUGCUCCUUGGGGCAGCGCCAGCCUUCUACCAAUCACUUUCAACUACAUCAAUAUGAUGGGCGGCAAGGGUCUUACUCAUGCCACCAAGAUUACCUUACUCAAUGCCAACUACAUCCUCGCACGCCUCAAGGACUACUACCCAAUCCUAUACACGAACGAAAACGGUCGCUGCGCUCACGAAUUUAUUCUAGACGUCCGCCACUUCAAGGAAACAAGCGGCAUUGAAGCGAUUGACAUCGCUAAGCGACUACAGGACUACGGCUUCCACGCACCCACCAUGUCGUGGCCUGUUGCCAACACCCUCAUGAUCGAGCCCACAGAAUCCGAGAACAAGGCCGAACUAGACCGAUUCUGUGAUGCUCUAAUCUCAAUUCGCCAGGAGAUCGCGGCCGUUGAGAAAGGCGAGCAGCCGCGUGAGGGUAAUGUUCUUAAGAACGCGCCCCAUACCCAACGCGAUCUGUUGGUCAGCGAGUGGGAAAGACCAUAUUCCCGGGAGAAGGCCGCUUACCCAUUGCCCUGGUUGUUAGAAAAGAAGUUCUGGCCAACGGUCACACGAGUUGAUGAUGCGUUCGGUGACCAAAACCUUUUCUGCACCUGCGGUCCGGUUGAAGAUUAUACAGCUUGA
Molecule: messenger RNA, 3246 nt
Organism: Talaromyces atroroseus
Lineage: Eukaryota; Fungi; Ascomycota; Eurotiomycetes; Eurotiales; Trichocomaceae
Product: putative glycine dehydrogenase (decarboxylating), mitochondrial
Exons: 2
Coding region: 1-3246 (1081 amino acids)
Biological process (GO): glycine decarboxylation via glycine cleavage system
Cellular component (GO): mitochondrion; glycine cleavage complex
Molecular function (GO): pyridoxal phosphate binding; glycine dehydrogenase (decarboxylating) activity; glycine binding
Source: RefSeq, a predicted model, not a curated record